CAGCCUGGCUAAGCAGAGGGAGGGGAGAGGCAGCAUCUUAUUCCCACACUUACAGCAGGGCGGGGAGGUGCCUCUGCCUGGAAGGACCACAUCUCCUCUACACUGAAGAUGGAGGGGUUCCCCUAGCACCCAACACAGUGGGGGAGAAUCAUCAGAAAGGAGCAGCAGCAGCCUCUGGACUAAUGCAGGCUCUGUUGACACCCCCAGAAUUAAACACAGCAUCAGGAUCUCAAAGGGUAGAGGCCCUUUAUUCUUUCUCCAAUAAACUACUGCCUCCCUCUUGGGGGUAACAUCCCACCUGCCAAGAUGAUGGAGAUACAGAUUGACGAUGGGGUGGUCUACCAGGAUGACUACUGCUCUGGGUCGGUUAUGUCAGAGCGGGUAUCGGGGUUGGCAAACAGCAUUUACCGGGAAUUUGAGCGCCUCAUACGAUGCUAUGACGAGGAAGUGGUAAAGGAACUCAUGCCACUGGUGGUCAAUGUUCUGGAAAACCUUGACGCUGUCCUGACAGAGAACCAGGAGCAUGAGGUGGAGUUGGAGCUGCUAAAGGAGGACAAUGAGCAACUGCUGACACAGUACGAGAGGGAGAAGGCUUUAAGGAAGCAGGCUGAGGAGAAAUUUAUCGAAUUUGAAGAUGCCUUGGAGCAAGAGAAGAAGGAUCUCCAGUACCAGGUGGAAACCCUCGAAUUUCAGGGACGGCAGAUGGAGCUGAAAACCAAAAACUAUGCUGACCAAAUCUCCAGGCUGGAAGAAAGAGAAUCAGAGUUGAAGAAGGAAUAUAAUGCAUUACAUCAGAGACACACAGAGAUGAUCCAAACCUACGUAGAACAUAUCGAGCGGUCUAAACUGCAGCAAGUAGCAGGAAACAGCCAAUCAGAUGGUGGUGUUACAGGCCGAAGCCACCGCCAGUCCUGGAGAAAGAGCAGGAAGGAGCGGCCGACCUCUCUCAACGUGUUCCCCUUGGCGGAUGGAAUGGUACGUGGGCAGAUGGGUGGCAAGAUCACCCCAAGCUCGGACCACUGGCACCUGAGCGACCUCAGCCAGCUAAAGUCCAGCUUCAGCUACAAGGACGAAAUGUCAGAAUCUGGUCAGUCGUCAGUAGCAGCUACCCCAAGCACUACAGGUACAAAAUCAAACACCCCUACUUCUUCUGUCCCGUCGGCGGCUGUGACGCCUCUACAUGAGAGUUUGCAGCCUCCCCAAGAUUAUGGCAUGACAGGAAAAGCCAAGAGAUCACGGGAGAAGAGGCACAGCCAUAACAUGGAAGUGCAAGUGACCCAGGAGAUGAGGAAUGUCAGCAUAGGUAUGGGAAGCAGCGAUGAGUGGUCUGAUGUCCAAGACAUAAUUGAUUCCACCCCAGAGCUGGACAUGUGUCAGGAUCCACGACUGGAGCGCACAGGAAACAGCCCAACACAAGGGAUUGUAAACAAAGCUUUUGGAAUCAACACCGAUUCUUUAUACCACGAAUUGUCCACGGCUGGGUCAGAGGUCAUUGGUGAUGUCGACGAAGGGGCGGAUCUCCUAGGAGAAUUCUCAGUGCGGGAUGAUUUCUUUGGAAUGGGAAAAGAAGUGGGCAAUCUCCUUCUGGAAAACUCACAGCUUUUAGAGACAAAGAAUGCGCUAAAUGUUGUUAAGAAUGACUUGAUUGCAAAAUUGGACCAACUGACUGGGGAGCAGGAGGUGCUCAAGGGAGAGCUGGAAGCCACCAAACAAGCCAAGGUUAAAAUGGAAACACGUGUGAAAGAGCUAGAAGAGGAGCUUAAGAGGGUGAAAUCGGAAGCUAUUGUGGCCUUGCAAGAACCCAAAGAGGAAGUGGAAGAGAGCUCCUCACCGCUGCAGGACAACAUUCCCAUCGCUCAGCGUAGACGAUUCACCCGCGUUGAGAUGGCCCGGGUUCUAAUGGAAAGGAACCAGUACAAAGAAAGACUGAUGGAGUUGCAAGAAGCUGUGCGGUGGACAGAGAUGAUCAGAGCCUCCAGGGAGCACCCUUCAGUCCAGGAGAAGAAGAAGUCAACCAUUUGGCAAUUCUUCAGCAGGCUUUUCAGCUCUUCAUCCAGCCCACCACCUCCCAAGAGGACUUACCCAUCUGUCAAUAUCCACUACAAGUCUCCCACGCCUGCGGGAUUCAGCCAGCGCCGCAGCCACACCAUGUGCCAGAUCUCCUCUGGGGGGCGCACCAUUGAGUUCUUCCCAGAUGAAUUGAGGAGUAACACUGUAGCUUCUCUCCUCAGCGACUGCACAUCUACGGCUCGCCGGGAGCAGAAGCGCGAGCAGUACCGCCAAGUGCGGGAGCAUGUGCGCAAUGACGAUGGGCGCCUCCAAGCCUGUGGGUGGAGCCUACCUGCCAAAUAUAAGCAGCUUAGUCCAAAUGGAGGACAGGAGGAUAACCGCAUGAAGAAUGUGCCAGUCCCAGUUUACUGCAGGCCACUGGUAGAGAAAGAUCCCACCAUGAAGCUGUGGUGUGCAGCCGGAGUAGAUCUGACAGGAUGGAAACCAUUUGAAGAGGAUUCUGGGAAUGGAGUCAGGCAGGUACCUGGGCGAGAUCCUCUAACCUGUGACCGUGAGGUGGAAGGAGAGAGCAAAAGCACCCACACAUCCCCUGAGAAGAAAAAGACAAAAGAACUCCAUGAAGCAGAUGCCACAUCCAGCCGAGUGUGGAUCCUCACUAGCACCCUGUCCACCAGCAAGGUGGUGAUUAUCGAUGCCAACCAACCGGGCACACUGGUAGACCAGUUCACUGUAUGCAAUGCUCAUGUCUUGUGCAUCUCCAGUAUACCAGCUGCCAGUGACGGUGACUAUCCUCCGGGGGAAAUUUUCCUGGAGGGGGAUAUAAACCCAGAGGACUCGGGAGACACUGAUGGAGUUCUGGCUGGGAUCACACUGGUAGGAUGUGCCACGAGAUGUAAUGUGCCACGGAGCAACUGCUCCUCCCGAGGGGACACUCCUGUCUUGGACAAGGGGCAGGGAGAAGUUUCUACCGUCAGCAAUGGGAAACUCAACCAGCACCAAUCAGCUGAGGAAGCCACCGAAGCCCUGGAGGUACCAGAAACUUCUGCCACUGAAGCAGAUCCUGCUCAGGUACGGCCUGGGCCCUUGACAGAGCACGUAUUUACUGACCCAGCUCCUGUGGCAAAUGGCCGGCUUUGCAGUGAAAAUGGCCAUCUCAAGCCAGAAGUGAAUACAGCACCUCAAGAGACUGAACCAAACCAAGAGGCCUCCACAGGCACCAGCGCAUCCCCAACCAUGUGGUUAGGAGCACAAAAUGGCUGGCUCUAUGUUCACUCUGCGGUUUCUAACUGGAAAAAGUGCCUGCACUCCAUUAAACUGAAGGACUCCGUCUUGAGCCUUGUACAUGUAAAAGGCAGAGUUCUUGUUGCACUUGCAGAUGGGACACUGGCUAUUUUCCACCGGGGAGAAGACAAGCAGUGGGAUCUCAGCAACUACCAUUUGAUGGACCUAGGGCACACACACCACUCCAUUCGCUGCAUGGCUGUGGUAUAUGAUCGGGUCUGGUGUGGGUAUAAGAACAAAAUACAUGUAAUCCAGCCCAAAACCAUGCAGAUAGAGAAAUCGUUCGACGCUCACCCGCGCCGGGAGAGCCAGGUACGGCAGCUGGCAUGGAUUGGAGAUGGGGUAUGGGUGUCAAUCCGACUGGACUCAACCUUAAGGCUGUACCACGCACAUACACAUCAGCACCUUCAGGAUGUGGAUAUUGAGCCUUACGUGAGCAAGAUGUUAGGCACAGGGAAAUUAGGCUUCUCAUUCGUUCGGAUCACAGCGCUGCUAAUCGCCGGCAAUCGGCUCUGGGUAGGGACAGGCAAUGGAGUGGUCAUCUCUAUCCCGCUGACAGAAACGGUAGUCCUACAUCGGGGGCAGCUGCUGGGGCUGAGGGCCAACAAGACUUCACCCACCUCUGGAGAGGGAACGCGGCCUGGGGGAGUCAUCCACGUGUACAGCGAUGAGAACAGCGACAAGACCGCAGGCAGUUUUAUCCCAUACUGCUCCAUGGCACAGGCCCAGCUCUGUUUCCAUGGGCACCGGGAUGCGGUUAAGUUUUUUGUAUCUGUACCAGGGAAUGUGCUGGCUACCCUGAAUGGCAGUGUGCUGGACAGCCCAUCAGAGAACCCUGGGACCCCGGCUGAGACAGAAGAGCAAAAGCUUAAGAAUGUCCUGGUGCUGAGUGGAGGAGAGGGAUACAUUGAUUUCCGCAUUGGAGACGGAGAAGAUGAUGAGACUGAAGAGCACUCUGCCGAUGGAAACCAACCAAAACCAGUACUUUCUAAGGCUGAACGAAGCCACAUCAUUGUCUGGCAGGUCUCCUACUUGCCAGAAUAAGAGCGGCCAAUGUUUAAUCAACCCCCAGAAUGCCAAGACACCUCCUGCAUCCCUCCUGCUGGAAAAAAAACUGCUACUUACAUCCAACCCCGGCUAUCACUCUCCAUAAACCUCUCCUUUAGAUCUUGGUGGAACUAUAAAGAUACCCCGAGCAUUUUCUAUACUCUUAUCUGCUAUUUUUCUGCUGCAUUAAGAACCCUUUUUCUUUUUUAAAAUGUAUCCAAUGCCAGAGAUCUGUACAGUAACAUUGCCAAAGAGGCUAGCAAAGGUUUCCACCAGCCCUUCUGGAAAGGACAUUUAUUAAUAGGGUGCAUUGGCCUAGGACAGAAAGCCUUACGCCUGCUAUCUCAUAUCUUAUGACACAUAGAUACAGUUGGAUGAGCUGGACCCAAACCUAAAAUGGUGCAAACACCAAACUCGGAUGGAAUCAGGGAAUCAUUUCUUGCCUUGUAUACUUGCUCAAAACAUGUCCCCUACAGUAAUCUGCUACUGUAGGUCUAUAGUAGGUUACAGUAGGUAGCUCUGCUGAAAGGCUGCUAGAAUGAGAGCACUAAGGCCAAUAGCACACUCCUAUUGAUACAAAGUUUGCACUCUCCUUGCUGACCAAUGCAAAGUGACCCACAAAUGAGUCCCAUGGCCUUAGAGUGGGCUGUGCAUUAUAGACCUUCCUUCCAGCAGCUGAGACCAUAUGGAGGCAGCCUCCUGUUAACAGUAUUGCAAAUUCAUUUUUUUCGAGUUGCUUUUUCUGUGAGCUACCCCAAAAAAAUAUACUGCAACUACUUAACCUGUUCAACCCCUCGGUUGGCAGCGGGACCAGCAAUUUUACUAGGAGUAGAAGUUUCCCCCUAUCAGCAGUUCCCAGAUAUAUUGGGUCCAGCAUUAAAGGGAUAUAUCUUUGCUAAUGCAUGAGCACUCACCCUGCAGGUGCCUGCCUAACAAGUACAAACCCUUUGACAUGGGACACCCUAUGCAUUAAUAUUAAACUCCUCCUACAAAAAGGAGCACCUAUGCUUUGGAAUAAUCUGCACUUGUAAGCUCUUUAAUGCAUAUUGUGCUAUAAUAAAGCCACACCCCUUUGUAAUAUGGGGGCUAAAACAUUCUAAUUCUCCCUAGAUCAUGCAUGUAAUCCCUUUAUUCCUGUGCAGAUAAAGGUGCCUGCAAAGCAUUAAUGUGACAGGCACCUCUGGGGGUGCAGGGGUUAACAAGAAAUAAAAAAAAGCACAUUCUUGCCAGAUAAUAAGGAGUUACUGGCUCUAACAUAGGGGUGUGAAACCCGCGUCACCCUCCAGAUGUUGUUGGGAGAUGUUGAGAGGUGUAGUUCGACAGCAACACAUGCUUGCUCUAACGGUUCAUCCUACCUAUGGCAAUGACGUAUGUAAAGAUUCCCUGUAUGUGUCACAAGGGGACUGUCCGGUGUGUCUCUUUCCAGGCUUGUAAACUCCGCUGUGUGUUGUUUGUCCUUCUGGUCAUAAGGUUGGCAUUAUGUAAAGAGCUGUACCUAUAAUUCCCUCUGCUUCUCUCUCUCUGUCCCCCCCUUGUGACACCAAUACUCUGUAAUUGUUAUGUAUGUAAUAAAUGUAUUACAAAUGGAGA
Messenger RNA from Xenopus tropicalis (tropical clawed frog), 5928 nucleotides. It is a transcript of the gene mapk8ip3, whose product is annotated as mitogen-activated protein kinase 8 interacting protein 3. The coding region runs from base 307 to 4335 and encodes 1342 amino acids. The record is from RefSeq and is a predicted model, not a curated record. NCBI's taxonomy places the organism in Eukaryota, Metazoa, Chordata, Amphibia, Anura, Pipidae. Gene Ontology annotation, biological process: MAPK cascade. Gene Ontology annotation, molecular function: MAP kinase scaffold activity. The transcript has 34 exons. Gene Ontology annotation, cellular component: perinuclear region of cytoplasm; dendrite; cytoplasmic vesicle.